This is a messenger RNA of Oncorhynchus nerka (sockeye salmon), 1857 nucleotides long. Its product is annotated as adenosine receptor A3-like. Gene Ontology annotation, biological process: G protein-coupled receptor signaling pathway; cellular response to light stimulus; phototransduction. The coding region runs from base 164 to 1291 and encodes 375 amino acids. NCBI's taxonomy places the organism in Eukaryota, Metazoa, Chordata, Actinopteri, Salmoniformes, Salmonidae. The transcript is spliced from 3 exons. Gene Ontology annotation, molecular function: G protein-coupled photoreceptor activity. Gene Ontology annotation, cellular component: plasma membrane. The record is from RefSeq and is a predicted model, not a curated record.
ACCAGCCCACGACACACACAGGAUAACGUGACUUCACACUUCAGCCUCAGUCAGUCAGCCAGCCAGUCGGGUCAGUGGGAGCUCAUGGCCUGAACCAGGCGGGAGGAGAACGUGCAGCCAGGCAGCCCAGGGAGGACUUCUCUUCCACCAGGAGGUCGGGAGGAUGCAGCCGGUGGCCCUGGUAUAUGCAGCUCUGAUGGUGGUCUCCAGUCUGUUCUCUGUGUGUGGUAACGUGGUUCUACUUCUGGUGGUUCUUCUCAACAAGGAGCUCCAUACCGAAACCUGGGCCCUGACCUUGAGCUUCUGCCUGAGUGACCUCGCCCUGGGUCUCUCAACCAUCCCCUUCGGAGCCCACAACAGCCUGCUCAGGCCGCAGGGCUACCCCAGCGACGGGUACCUCUGCCAGGGCAGCGCCUUCCUCUACCUGCUCCUUCAGCUGGGCUCUAUCCACUCCCUGACCUGGGCCACCGUCGACAAGUUCACAGAGAUCUGCUUCGCCCUGAGCUACAGCACCAUCUGCACGGCCAGGAGGACCAGGGUGGUGCUGGUCCUGGUGUGGCUCUACGGCCUGAUCAACGCAGCCUUGCCACUGCUGGGCUUUGGCCGCUACACCUACAGCAGCACCAGGUUCCUGUGUGCCCCCAGCUUCCAGCCAGACUACAGGGGCUUCAGUCUGCUCUUCAUAGUGGUCGGGAUCAUAGCACCCAUACUCAUCAUGUGCUCCAUGUAUGCAUACAUUGUGUAUAUUGCGAGGAAACAGGUGCGCCGAGGGACGUUUGUUUGCAACGACCAGCACUGUUUUUAUGUCCCUGCUAAAAACUACUUCAGGAGCUCCAUAGUGAUGGUGGCAACUGUGGUGUUCCUGCUGGUGUGCUGGCUGCCUUACAUCGCCACCUGUUUCUAUGAGACGUAUAGUGGCCAUGAACCGCCAGCAGCAACCUCAGCCGUAGCCACCUGGCUCGUCCUCUUCACCUCCUCACUCAACCCUUGGAUCAACUCCAUGACGCAGAAGCGGUACAGAGUGGCUCUGCGGAAAAGUUUGAAUAAAAUACGACAGCUGCUUCAGCACCGGCUGAUGAACGCCCACCCACAGAGCAGCGCCAUCCAACUGGAGAUAGUGAGCCAUAAUCACCACCACAUCGCCAAGCCAUCACUCUGGUCAGAUGAUUCCAAGCCAGGUUCACCAGAGACUAGAUCCAUGUCGGAGGUGACCAUGGAGGAUAGUAAAGACACUGGGUACAGUAAGGGCAUUACACUGGACCAGGUCUGUCCCUGUGGAACCAUCUGUUAACAUUACUAGACUAACUACAUACUUGAUUUUAUGGAUCCCAGGAAUCUCUGGAAGACAGUGGCAAUUGUUACUAUCCUGGCUAAAUAAAUACAAAUCAAUGAAUUAAAUGAAAGGUUGGGACUAAUCAACAAGGGAGGACUAUACCAAGGAACACUGUGGCGACAAGAGGCGACAGUCUCCUGUUUGACGAAUGUGAGAUCAUUGUGGUCUUUAGUGGCCAUACACCAAGACUGACAUAGCUAUCCUAUCUGUUCAGUUUCGGAUGAAAAAAGUUUGCUUACAAUUUACAUUGUUUGUUUGAACUACAAUGUUUAAACUACAAUAUUUGAAUUACACUGCCGACUGUGCUAAACUAUUUAUAGACAAACACUGUCAGAGAUGAAGUCAAUCCGUUUACAGUCAAUAAAUAUUCAUCAAAACAAAUAAUACGGAUUCAUAAAAUGACAAUUGUGUUCUUCGUUAAUUAAUAUACCAUGGGCAACACCGAGUCUAAAAUCAUUGACAUCUAGCUACCAGAUUAAAUCUACCAGAUUAGCAUAACUGAAAAUACUGAGUUAGAGUGAAUG